Molecule: messenger RNA, 618 nt
Organism: Argiope bruennichi
Lineage: Eukaryota; Metazoa; Arthropoda; Arachnida; Araneae; Araneidae
Exons: 1
Coding region: 1-618 (205 amino acids)
Source: RefSeq, a predicted model, not a curated record
AUGUUUGCAGAAAAUGUUCUGCGAGCGUGGGAAAGGAGUAGAAUUUCGGAAAGUACUGAUGAUGCUACAAGUCAGAGAUCCCUGGAAAAACUUAUGUGCUUUUUACGCCAUGAAGUCGAAUCAGAAGAAAUGAUACGUUUAGCUUGUGAAGGAUUCGGUAAAGAUAGGGGAAGUGGGGCUAUACGAAAAGAUUGUCAGAAAUCGGUCCAUAAAGAUGAACCCACUGCGGCUACGUUAAUUUCAAGUACAACUGGUGCAAAACUUAAUUGUAUUUUCUGUGACCGCCCUCAUCUAAGUCAAGACUGUCAAAAGUUAUCUGAUAUGAGUUAUGAGGGCAGAAAAUCGCAAGUUAUAAGAAAAAGAUGCUGUUUUGUUUGCCUUAAGGUUGGACAUUUAGCAAAAAGAUGUCAUAGUGGUGUGAGAUGCUUAAUUUGUAAACGGAGACAUUAUCCAUUACUUUGCCCAGAUUUACGCAAGGAAAAGGAAAGUAAUUUUUCGUCUAAGGACAGAACAGCCGAUAAUGAACAGAGAUCUACAGAAUCACUGCUAACAAAUCUUCCCUCUGAACAUGAAAUACAUCUCAAAACUAUUAUGAUCAGACUACGAAAUAGAGACUAG